Salvelinus namaycush (lake trout) is the source of this 627-nucleotide messenger RNA. RefSeq names its product calcyphosin-like protein. The record is from RefSeq and is a predicted model, not a curated record. The transcript is spliced from 4 exons. Lineage: Eukaryota; Metazoa; Chordata; Actinopteri; Salmoniformes; Salmonidae. Gene Ontology annotation, molecular function: calcium ion binding. The coding region runs from base 1 to 627 and encodes 208 amino acids.
AUGGCAGGGACGUCGCGACAUGAUCGGGAGAUGGCGGUGAAUGCCAAAAAACAGCUGUCUGUAUGCACAGACCCUGUGGAUCGACUGAGGAUGCAGUGUCUCGCACGAGGCUCUUCUGGCAUCAAGGGUCUGGGCAGAACAUUCAGGAUAAUGGAUGAUGACAACAACCGUAUAUUGGAUGUGAAGGAGUUUAUGAAGGGGCUUAAUGACUACGGUGUCCUCAUUGAGAAAGAUGAGGCCAUGACAAUGUUUCAACGUUUUGACCGGGACAACAGUGGACUCAUUGACUUUGAUGAAUUUCUCCUCACUCUCAGGCCCCCGAUGUCCAAUGCCAGGAAGGAGGUGAUCAUGCAGGCCUUUAGGAAGCUGGAUAAGACUGGUGACGGGGUGAUCACUAUUGAAGAUCUGAGUGGGGUUUACAACGCCAAGUACCACCCCAAAUAUCAAAAUGGGGAGUGGACAGAGGAGCAAGUAUUCCGCAAAUUCCUGGACAGCUUCGACUCUCCUUACGACAAGGACGGAAAGGUCACCAUGGAGGAGUUUCUCAACUACUACUGUGGAGUCAGCGCCUCCAUCGAUAGUGAUGUCUAUUUCAUUCUCAUGAUGAAAAAUGCAUGGAAAUUGUGA